Ustilago hordei is the source of this 1845-nucleotide messenger RNA. RefSeq lists its product as uncharacterized. Bases 1 to 1845 code for a protein of 614 amino acids. Gene Ontology annotation, molecular function: copper ion binding; DNA-binding transcription factor activity, RNA polymerase II-specific; RNA polymerase II cis-regulatory region sequence-specific DNA binding. Gene Ontology annotation, cellular component: nucleus. The record is from RefSeq and is a predicted model, not a curated record. Lineage: Eukaryota; Fungi; Basidiomycota; Ustilaginomycetes; Ustilaginales; Ustilaginaceae. The transcript has a single exon. Gene Ontology annotation, biological process: intracellular iron ion homeostasis; intracellular copper ion homeostasis; positive regulation of transcription by RNA polymerase II.
AUGACAGCGACAACCGCACCUCCAUCACGGCCGCCCAGCUUUCUCCCUUAUCGCUAUAGCGGGUCCAUGCUGUCCAUGCCUCGCUCUGGCGAGUCAUCUCACACCAACCUCUUCACAUCGUCUUCGUCCACCAGCAGUACCAGAGACACUCCCGCACCAAGGAUGACUUUCACCAUUUCCUCUCCAUCUUCGAGUCGGGCUGCUGAUCCCGCUUCACUUGCACCUGCAACCAGUCCGAAUAGCGAUGAGCACCACGCCGAUCCAUCAACUGGUGGCGUCAAGUACGCUUGCGCCUCUUGCAUCCGUGGCCACCGCACCUCUUCCUGCACACACAAGGAUGGUUCUAAGGGUCCCUUGUAUCCUAUCCGCAGCAAAGGCAGACCACCAACCCAAUGUGAGAUUUGCCGCAAGAAGCGAAUGGAGAGUGGCAGGCACGUUCGCUGCGACUGCAUCGGCAAGAAGAACCCGGCAUCAACAUCUUCAACAGCCUUGACGUCGACAACGACAGCUUCGCACCCUCAAAAGAGAGGCUCGACUAUCAACACCCUUGCUCCCAUUCUGCCCAGCACCACUGCACCUACGUCGUCUCGCCGAGUCAGCGAUUGCAGCGAAGAUGCACGACCAGCGAAGAGGUCCAAGCUACAUGAGGUAGCCAGGGCGACACAGGCCAAGAACGCCAUGUCAGCACGCAGGAUCAGCGAUACAGAGUCAGUUGACAUCUCGAUAUCAGAUUCGUCGGCAUAUGACAACCUCCUUGCUCCCAUUCGUCCUCCUCACGCUCAACAUUUCUGGAGUCUGCCCAGCAUUCACACGGCUCAGACUGUUGCUCGACGCACCGACGGACACAGCACCAUGCCUCAAACGAUUGAUCCUUUUAAGCCUCGUCGCUCCUCGACCCUUUCGCUGUCCAACCUCAUGAACCCUUGUGGUUGUCGCAGCACUGGCUCAUGCACAUGCUGCUCCGAAAAACGGCAACGCAAGCUGCCGAUUUCGCCCAGGCAGCAGACCAGCAAUCUCGAAGACUGCGACCCAAGUCGUUGCUCUUGUUCCGGCCCUUCCUGUCGUCAAGCCAAGCGCGCCUCACCAACUCGACAGAUGCAAUCCAUGCCAUCUACGGAUGUGCCCACGUCGAAGCCAGCUACAAGCAGCUGCUGCUCAGGUAAAGGCGCUUCAGCAUCAACAGCAUACAGCAUCGAGCUUCUGCUACAAGCCGUCGAUAUGUCGACUGAGUUUGUCCCUCCUCCCUGUGGAUGCGGCGAGAACUGUCGAUGUGCGGGUUGUCUCGCCAAGCAGGGCGCCUCGGCUGUUCCUACUCACGAGGUUCAGCGUGCACCGAACACUAUGACUGCUUCCUCGGCCAGCCCCAGGACAUCUCCAGCCACGACGGCUAGUCAACCUGCUGCAACGACAUCGGCUAUCAGUGCUGUUGGGUGCGAUGAUUGUGCUGCCUGCGAUCUGGCCCUUGAACGUCCCUCCGGUAUCGGCGCCGUCGACAGCUGGAUGGAGAUGCAGCGCAAUGCAUCCUCACCAGCUAGAAACCGCUCAUGGUCCAUCGAGAGCGACCAGCAUCGCGCUUCGAGCACAGUCGCAAGUGUAAACGCUAGUCGUCGUACUUCGCAGGCCGAAGUUGCACCUCUCUCUGAGCAUACAGCCGACGGUCCCAUCCACGCUGCCGUUCCAACUCUUCAUGGUGGCCUCCUCGCUUCAGAUUCCGACAAGGAAGGAGCAGACCAAGAGGCAAACGUAGAAGUUCAUGCAGAACUCGUCCUAGUUCAUCCCAAGUGCUCUGCUUGUCUCAAAGUCGUAAGGGAGAAAGGCGUCGGUGUUCUCAGUGCCGCAAAGUGA